Phytophthora sojae is the source of this 442-nucleotide messenger RNA. RefSeq lists its product as hypothetical. The record is from RefSeq and is a predicted model, not a curated record. The coding region runs from base 7 to 348 and encodes 113 amino acids. NCBI's taxonomy places the organism in Eukaryota, Oomycota, Peronosporomycetes, Peronosporales, Peronosporaceae. The transcript has 2 exons.
AGCACGAUGGACUCGCAGGGGUCGAACGCCGAGCGCACUGCGCGAUACCUGCACGAGGAGAAGCUUCGGAAGGAGCAGGAUGGCGACGCCAACAAGAAAAUGUCGUGUCGGUGGUUCCUGGACCGGUCGUUUUACUGCGUCACACCCGGCAACCAGAUGGAGCAUUUCUACAGAUACGGCCAGGUAGACGAGUGCAAGUUCACGUGGAAGAACAUGUACCUGUGCUACCGAGCGAGCAUGAUGGACGAGGAGAAGCGCCAGGACUUCCUCAAGGACACGCCGCUGGACGCGUCCAAGGGCCCGCACAUCACCGACGUGUGGGAGGAGAAGGAGACGCCGAGCUGGUAGAGCCAAGGACAAUAGCUGUGGCUUUUGCUGGGUGCAGCUGUGAUAGAAACCUUCGCACUGGACGGACACUCGAAUUUCACUCACCCAAUCACUU